Sturnus vulgaris (Common starling) is the source of this 3134-nucleotide messenger RNA. The record is from RefSeq and is a predicted model, not a curated record. Lineage: Eukaryota; Metazoa; Chordata; Aves; Passeriformes; Sturnidae.
AUGGAAGCCGGCGUCCCUGCUGAUGGCUGGCGCGUGACUCGGCAGCUGGAUCCAGCAGGACAAGGGCAACUGCCACUGUUCCAGCGGGGACCUUCACCUCGGCUGGCCCCGCGUGGGGAGCAGCAGGAGGAGGACAACGACGACAGCGACAACGACCACAGGGGUGAUGCACACCAGGGGCACCCCGAGAAGGUCUGCAGCGCCCGGGCGGCUUCGCGGCCGCGGCGGAGCCCCGCGGCUCGGUCCGGGAUGGCGGCGCGCCCGGUGCUGCCGGUCCUGGCGGCGCUGCUGCUCUCGGCGGCUCCGGAGCCUGUCCCGCGGGUCAGCCUGCCCUACGGUGCUGGGCAGAGGGACCAGGAGCAGCAGUGGUGCAGGGUCCUGGGGCUCAGGUGCCAGCACGAGGUUGAUGCCUGCCACUCUUGCCCCACAGACUCGGCCGAGAGAGUAGUGCAGCGCUUUGAGGCACCUGGUGUGUCCAACUACACGGCCCUCCUGCUGAGCCCCGACGGUGGGACCCUCUACCUGGGGGCACGAGAGAUGCUCCUCACCCUCAACACCAGCAACUUCCAGCCCAGCUCCCCAGUUCGUAGGCUGCUGUGGAGAGCGGAUGAGGAGAAGAAGAGGCAGUGUGUGUUCAAGGGCAAGGACCCCCAGAGGGACUGUCACAACUACAUCAAGCUGCUGCUGCAGCUGAACAGCACCCACCUGUACACCUGUGGGACCUGCGCCUUCAGCCCAGCCUGCGCCUACAUCAACGUGCAGCACUUCAGCCUGGAGCGGGACGCAUCCGGGAAGGUGGUACUGGAGGACGGGAAGGGACGCUGCCCCUUUGACCCCGAGUACCGCUCCACAGCUGUCAUGGUCGACGGCGAGCUCUACGCCGGGACCGUCAGCAACUUCCAGGGCAACGAGCCGACCAUCUCCCGCAGCCAGGAGAGCCGCAUCGCCCUCAAGACCGAGAACUCCCUCAACUGGCUGCAAGACCCAGCGUUCGUGGGCUCAGCCUACCUGCGAGAGAGCCUCCCUGCCGGCAACCCUGAGGGUGACGACGACAAGGUCUACUUCUUCUUCCGUGAGACCGGGAAGGAGUUUGACUAUUUUGAGAACACCAUCGUCUCCCGCAUCGCACGUGUGUGCAAGGGGGACCAGGGCGGGGAGCGCGUGCUGCAGCGGCGCUGGACGACCUUCCUGAAGGCACAGCUGCUCUGCUCACACCCUGAGGAUGGGUUCCCCUUCAACGUGCUGCAGGACAUCUUCGUGCUCACCCCGGGUGAGCUGCACUGGAAGGAGACGCUCUUCUACGGCGUCUUCACCUCGCAGUGGAACAAGGGUGGACUGGGCAGCUCGGCCGUCUGCGCCUUCCCCAUGGACAGCGUGCAGCGUGCCUUCAGCGGGCUCUACAAGGAGGUGAACCGCGAGACGCAGCAGUGGUACACGGACACCAGCCCCGUGCCAGAGCCCCGGCCAGGCACGUGCAUCACCAGCCACACACGGCACCUGAAGAUCAAUUCGUCGCUGCAGAUGCCAGAUCGGGUGCUGAACUUUAUCAAGGACCACUUCCUGAUGGACAGCCCCGUGCGCAGCCAGCCCCUGCUGCUGCAGAGCCAGCGGCGCUACCAGCAGAUCGGUGUGCACCGCGCCCAGGGCCUGCACAACACCUACGACGUCCUGUUCCUGGGCACGGACGAUGGGCGGCUGCACAAGGCUGUGCCGGUGAAACGCGGUGUGCACAUCAUUGAGGAGAUCCGCCUCUUCCCUGACGGGCAGCCCAUUCUCCACCUGCUGCUGGACCAGGACAAGGGCCUUGUUUACGCAGCCACCUACGCAGCAGUGGCCCAGGUGCCCUUUGCCAACUGCAGCCUGUACCGCAGCUGUGGGGAAUGUGUGCUGGCACGGGAUCCCUUCUGCGCCUGGAGCUUGGAUGCCUGCCACAGGGUCACCCCACAUGUCCUGGCACACUCACAGCGCUGGGCACAGGACAUCGAGGGUGCUGACACGAAGCGGCUGUGCCAGCAGGCCAAUGCCUCCCAGCCCCGUCCCCGCUUCCUCCUGCCCCCAGCCUCGGGCACCCAGUGCCAGCAGAUCCAGCUGCCUCCCAACGCAGUGCAGUCUCUGCCGUGCCAGCUGCUCUCCAACCUGGCCUCACGGCAAUGGCUGCACAACGGGGCACUUGUCAACACCUCCUACCUGAUGCUGCCCGACGGGGCCCUCAUCCUGGUGGGCAGCCCAGAGCGUGCAGGCACCUAUGAGUGCUGGUCGCUGGAGGAGGGAUUCCGCAAGCUGAUGGUCAGCUACUGCGUGGGCGUGCAGGAGCCAGCCCUUGGGCCAGCAAACUCUGGCAGGAAGGUGGCUGCUGGCCAUGAUGCCCUGGAGACGGUCAGCACAUCCCGGAGCACCUCAGCAGUGGGCAGUGCUGCAGCACGGCUGGAAGGCAAGACCUACUGGACCGAGUUCCUGGUGAUGUGUGUGCUCUUUGCUGCUGCCGUCCUCGUUCUGGCCUUCUUUGUCCUGCACCGGCACCGUGACGGCAUGAAGACCCUGCUGGAGCCCGGUGACCCCAGCAGGCACCAGAAGCCGCCCCGCAAGCCGGUGGAGAGCCUGCCCCUGAAUGGCAGCAGCCUGCCCAGCACGGCUCCUGAGCACAAGGGCUACCAGGCCCUGCAGGACAACUACAUUGUCAGUACCCCCGUGCAUGAGCCCCCGGGACCCCCACGCACCUUCUCUGAGUCAGAGAAGAGGCCUCUCCACGUCCGUGACAGCUUCGUGGAGGUGUCUCCCGCCUGCCAAAGACCCCGGGUGCGCCUGGGCUCCGAGAUCCAGGACUCGGUGGUGUGACGGGGAUGAGAGCCAAGCCCUCGCCCACGCCUGCCUCUGCUCUGCUGAGCCUCGCCGGAGGGUGCACGGCUGCCAGGGUCCGUGUUGUCUGUGUGUGCAUGCCCAGAGCCUGGCACCCACACUCUGCGGCAGCACCCACCGGCCAGUGGGGUCUAGACCCUCGCGGGCUCCCUGGGCAUCGCCUUGUGGGUGUGAGGGUGCCACACGCCUUCCAGGGACCUGCAGGAUGGUUCCAGCCCAGUGUCCCUGCUGCAGGGACAGACACGGCUCCUGGCUCGGGCUGCUGGUGCAGCCCCGGC